GGCGACAAGCUGUCAGGCCGUGCUUUGCUGCUGGCGCCUUGCGGGAAGUCGCUCGAGGAAGCCAUGGAGGACGGUGAGUUAAUUGAAUACUUUAAGUCUCAGAUGAAAGGAGAUCCUAACAUGGCCUCAGCGGUGGCUGCCAUCCAGACUUUGCUGGAAUUCUUAAAGAGAGAUAAAGGAGAAACACUCCAGGGCCUGAGAGCAAAUCUCACCUAUGCCAUAAAAACCCUCUGUGGUGUGGACUCCUCAGUGGCCGUGUCAUCUGGUGGGGAGCUCUUCCUUCGCUUCAUCAGCCUCACCUCGUUGGAAUACUCUGACUACUCCAAAUGUAAGAAGAUCAUGAUUGAGAGAGGAGAGCUGUUCCUGAGAAGAAUAUCCCUGUCAAGAAAUAAGAUUGCCAAUCUGUGUCAUACGUUCAUCAAAGACGGGGCCAGGAUUUUGACUCAUGCCUACUCCAGAGUUGUCUUAAGAGUCCUGGAAGAAGCCGCGGCGGCCAAGAAACGGUUCAGUGUGUAUAUCACAGAGUCGCAGCCUGACUUAUCUGGUAAGAAAAUGGCCAAAGCCCUCUCCCACCUCAACGUCCCUGUCACUGUGGUGCUGGAUGCUGCUGUCGGCUAUAUCAUGGAGAAAGCAGAUCUUGUCAUAGUUGGUGCUGAAGGAGUGGUAGAGAACGGAGGCAUUAUUAAUAAGAUUGGAACCAACCAGAUGGCCGUGUGUGCCAAAGCUCAGAACAAGCCCUUCUAUGUGGUUGCAGAAAGCUUCAAGUUCGUACGCCUCUUUCCACUCAACCAGGAGGACGUCCCAGAUAAGUUUAAGUACAAGGCAGACACUCUCAAGUCUGUGCAGACUGGGCAGGAUCUCAAAGAGGAACACCCAUGGGUGGACUACACCUCCCCAUCCCUCAUCACCCUGCUGUUUACGGACCUGGGUGUGUUGACGCCAUCUGCUGUAAGCGAUGAGCUCAUCAAGCUGUACCUAUGAGCUGAGUCCCUCCUGCCAAUGUGCAGGAAGCACGCUCUGUGCAGGAUGAGCAGCCUCUCCACGCCAGCCAGCCAUGGGCCGAAAAUGAACCCGACAUCAGACGUCCUGAAGAAUCCUUGGACUUCUGCUCUGUCACAUCUGAAGCUGUUCCCAGUUCUAGAACCAAGCUGAGGCGCCCUUAUGGUUUUCAGAAACUCAGUCUCAGAAAGGACAACUGAGGAGAUUACAGCUGCAAUCCUGAGGAAAGAUGGCACACGAGCAGAGACCCCCUUCUCAUACCACACUCAGACGGCUGAGUACAAACCUUAUGGUGCCUCACAAGACAGCAAACACUGGCUGACUACGUCUGGCUUCGGGGCUCUCCUCAGCAGCCCAAGCCAGACAGGAGAAAUAUCAAUGCAGGAACCAUUCAUGUGCCACUGCGCACAGAAUGUUGUCUAUACAAAAUGGGAGUUUACUUUACACAUGGUUAGAACCCAAACAGCUUUUUAAAGUUAAAUGUGGAAACAAAUCAGGAUCUUUUUAAAUAAAUUAUAUGAACAAUUU
Mus caroli (Ryukyu mouse) is the source of this 1527-nucleotide messenger RNA. It is a transcript of the gene Eif2b1, whose product is annotated as eukaryotic translation initiation factor 2B subunit alpha. Gene Ontology annotation, cellular component: eukaryotic translation initiation factor 2B complex. The record is from RefSeq and is a predicted model, not a curated record. Gene Ontology annotation, molecular function: guanyl-nucleotide exchange factor activity; translation initiation factor activity. Gene Ontology annotation, biological process: translational initiation. NCBI's taxonomy places the organism in Eukaryota, Metazoa, Chordata, Mammalia, Rodentia, Muridae.